Messenger RNA from Oenanthe melanoleuca, 11597 nucleotides. RefSeq names its product gonadotropin-releasing hormone II receptor-like. Gene Ontology annotation, cellular component: membrane. Gene Ontology annotation, biological process: G protein-coupled receptor signaling pathway. The transcript is spliced from 5 exons. Lineage: Eukaryota; Metazoa; Chordata; Aves; Passeriformes; Muscicapidae. The coding region runs from base 4657 to 5772 and encodes 371 amino acids. The record is from RefSeq and is a predicted model, not a curated record. Gene Ontology annotation, molecular function: peptide binding; gonadotropin-releasing hormone receptor activity.
CAAAACACAUGGUCUUCCAAGAAAUCCAAGCCUAUGAAUCAGAGUCAAAAACUGGAAACAACAGCAAGGUGGAAGUCAGGCUCCUGUGGAGAAUUCCUGUUGUUCCUGACUGCAGACUCGGUGCACUUUGUGCUGCAGAAAUUCUAAAUUUGGCAAGUUUGCUUCCAAGCAAGUGAUGUAUUUUUGUGUUUUGCUCCCUGCUACUUUUUGCAAGUGAAAGAUGUGGAGACACUUUUGUUUUAUUCUGUUCAGAUCAGUAUGCAAAUGUUGGUAACUGCUUUAUACCAAUAGAACAGUGGGUGUGUCAGUGAGUUCUUUGUGUGUUUGUGGGGAUGGUGGUUUGGAGAGUUUUCUGGGGCUUGUUAUCUCACUGUGUGGUAAAAUCACACCAUAAUUUAGAGAUAAUUUAAAGCACUAAUGAUAAAGAGUUUUGGACUUAAGUGUAUUAGUUAACUGAGACUCAACAAUUUCAGUGUUUCAGGAUCCAACUUUUAGAAUAUUCUGAGUCUCUAGGCAUGGGAAAAUUAGUUCUUGUUCAUUGUAACCUGAGCAAAAUGAACAGCGAGUUCAUUUUUCCCACAGAAAGAAUACAAUGUCAAAAGUUCAGGCAAAAGAGUUCAGGUUAAAAGCUGUAAGAUAACCAAACUGUUAAAUCAACAUCUUCUUCCUAGCAGUGACUUGAGGAAAAUUCUUUUAACUCCUUUGUGUAUCAUUCAUCCUCACUUUUAGGUCAUGCUCGGUGUGAGACCUAUUGUUGGCAGACAAUAAUUAUCUGGUUCUCACUAAAGCAUAAAGCAACAGGAAGAGUUUCCAUGUGUUUUUGGAAAGUUCGAGAUGGCAUGUGCCCAGAAUCCCUGUAGAUGGAGCUCACUGCAUCCCUUUUGGUUGAAAACCAAGGACAGCUGGACUGAAGAUGGUGAAAAUCUGUUUAGAGAUGAGAUGGGGAAUGUUGCUCUAGUUGACAUGUCCUGGUGAGAGAUGGAGGAAAGACCCUGAGAGCUGCUGCUCUUCAUGGGAAGAUGUAAAUUUGGGGAACACCUGGGAAUUAUUCUCUGGACAUCUGAGCUCAGCAGCAUCAGGAACACCAGCCUGGGAUAUUAAAAGGUGAGAACUGCAACAGGUUUGAGCAUGUUUUCCCAGUACCCCUAUCCAACAGUGUGAUACCCCCCAGAAAAGGGUUUUUAUUAGUGAAGUUUUGAUGUACAAAUCUGAAUCAGAAACAGAGAAUUGUCUCACCAAGAAAUGGUCUAAAGGCAAUUACCAAGUAAUUGAGCCCAGAAGGCAGGACAGAUCCCUACCUCUGCUCUAAACGCUGGUUUUUAAGAGGGGGAUGGGGUGACCCAGAUUAUCCCCAGGAGGGGCAGCAAUUACCAUUCCUCCUUGGCAGGUUCAGCAGAGCGGCCAGGGCCGGCUGAGCAGGCAGAAUGAGGUGCUGGUUUAUCCCCAGUGAUCAUUGGGCUUUGUGUCUCUGUCUUUUGCUGCAGAGAUUUUGGGGAAUUUUGGGUGAUGCCCUGUAUCAGACCUGUUUGUAACUUACAGCACAGUGGCACCAUGCUAAUUUUUAUGAUGCUGUUAUUUAAUGAAAAGGCUGAAAAUUGGGAGCUUCCCAAUCUCUUGACUUGUGAACUUUGGGUAAGAAGAGAAGCUGUUCCAGAGGUGAGCUCAUUUCUAACCCCGGGAAAUGACUUCAUGGACGCUGGUAUUUACUCACAAAAACAUUGCAUGUCAGAUGUCCCUGACUAGACUUUCUGUUUCGAGUCCAGUAUGAGACAAAAAUUUCCUUGGAUGAGCUGCUCCUAAGACAAUUCAAGGUUUGGAGAAAGAGAAGAAUUGCAGAGGAGGGAGGAAAGAAUCAACAUUAAAAACACACUGAAAUCACGAGGUUUUUCUGAAUAAAGGAAAGGUUUUGGGCAGGCAGCCUGGCAGAAGCACCUGCCUGGGGGAGGGUGUGGGUGAUGAGUCCAGCAGAAGAAUCAUUCAUCCUUACCCCCCAUAACAACCAGCAGCUGGGGUUUCUCUCAGCGAGGGAAAAAAGUUUUUCUCUUUGGGAAGCCAAGCCCCCAGCAGUGAUUUAUCAGGAUAAACAACAGCAGGUUCCCUGCCCCAUGUUUGCAAUAGGUUAAUGGAAAUUAUAUCCCACGCUGCUCUCCCUGGAUGAGAUCCCAAUAUAUACAGGGUGUACGAUGGAAAAACACAGCACUUGCAUUUUUAUUUGAGGUCUGCUCAUGCAGAAAUUGUCACUGGGACUGUAUUACCCAGUGUGGUUCCUGAUUUCUCUUUUCUCCAGGAUCCUGGGAUGAUCCAUAUGGAUUUGGGGAGAUCAGUCCUAUUUGGGGACACUGGGGGAUGCUCUGUCCCCUUAUGACCCAGCACUGGACUGCAGCUCUGGGGAUGUACUGGGACAGCAUCCCAAGAGGAGGAGAUUUUGGGAAGAGCCAAGCUCGGAUGUAUGGAAACAAGCCCUGCCUGCCAGCACUGUUUCCUAAUCCUGGACACCAAAACCUCUGAUCGUUAAACCAGUGUUCAGAGAUUCGGCUGAAGACUGCCAUGCAGACAACAUCCAAACUGACCUUUGAGGAGAUGAGCAAAAAAAAAAAAAAGAGAGAGAAAACACAAGGGGAUUACUGUGCAAACGCUGGAGAAAAGGAGUAAUUUCAAUAAGGGACCCCACCCUUAAAAUAAGACUUAUUGCUAAUGCAUGCCCAGGACAUUUCUGUGUGAUGGUAUGCUAAAAAAAUCCUCUCUGAACAGGGACUAAAGGCUUUGUUGUGGCAUGAGCAAGGCUUACAGUUCCCAAGAAAAAUCCUGUCCCUCUCUUGCAUCAUACAGCCAGAGAUGGAGAGGACAUUUCUAGACAAAAAGACCAUCAGUCAGGACAAAGGACAAACAGGGAAUACAUUCCUGACUUGCUAUUUAAUUGCCUUCAUGCAGGUGCAAAGAGCUAAAUGAAAAGAUAAAUAAGGAUGAGUGUGUGGGGCCAAAUUAAUCUUAGCUUUAAGCAGGAGCCUAAUGUCAGGAGGAGGUGGCUGCUGGAACAAACAGGCUUCCACCCAACUUCUGUGCGGAUUUUGUGCUACUUUUCCCCCAAGGGCCAGGCUCACUCCCAAGGCACUGGUAAGGAGGUGGUGGGGACAGUCCCAUCUCAUGUGGCAGAGCUGGCUGGUGCUCAUUGGCAGUACCAACAGGAUCUGCUUUCCUCUUACCCCCUGUAUGAAAAGCACUUUGGAUGCAGGACUUGCCCUCUGUGGCUUUGAGCAGGGAGUUUCCAUCCUGAUCCCUUUUGGCAGCUCCAUGCAGAAGUGAUGGAGAAUUUAGGGGAUUCCAGGGCAAACAUGGUCUACUGCCUGCAGCAUAUCCUGGGUCUCAGGAGCUGGUCUCUCUGCCACAAAAUUUGACUCUCAAACCCACAAAGGUUUAAGGGUCAAAUUGGAAAAGGGGAAAAUAUAUUUUCUGCUUGUGCCCAAGAGCACUCCUGCCAGCACAGCAUCCUCCAAGAUAGUGCAACCACCCUCAGAGCUUAGGCAUUUCCUCCUGAAAUAAAUGGGAGUAGUUUUAAUGAUGGAAAAGCUUUUCCAGAAAGGGAAUCUCCUCCUCUUGGGGAACAAUGCAGAGCCACCACUGCCAACCUGGGAUCUGCAGGGACCUGUAUACCACAUACUCUUUAAUUUAAUAGCCUGGAAAAUGUGAACAUCUAUCUGCAUGUCAUUAAAGUCCCAGUGAAACUCCUGGGGAGCACUGGGCAGUGUGCUGGCCCCUGCAGGGCUUGGGGCUGUCCCUCUUUCACCCCCACAGCUCCUUUGCUGGCCAGAAGAGCAGGAUGUCCUCAGUUUCCCUCCCUGUCCUUGCAUGACAUGUCAUAUUUUUUAAGCUCUUGUGAGCUGUUUGUCCCUCCCAAGGUGCUUCCCUCCCACUGUGUUAUGCUGCAAGAAAUGUAGAAAGAACAAGAUAGACUGCAGGAAAAGUGUAUUCAUUAAAAUGCCAAAAUUAACCACAUUUCCCUUUAUUAAUUCCCUCCUUACAGCAUUUCCAGUCCAGGCAUGUACCUGGGAUACUUCCACAGACCCAUGUGGUCCAGGAGAAUCUCUGAGGUCCGUGUGCGUGCAUCUGCGAGUCUCUUGGUUGUCUGAGCAACGGGAUGUUCAUCACUAACUCCCAGGAUAAUUAACUCAUUUUUCUGUAUUUAUAGCAAACCAGUACGGGGAGUGUUGGCACUUAUCCCUGAUGGAGCCACAUUUGGCCACAAUGUUUUGAAUUUUGGCUAUUUCUUGCAUUACGGCGGCUUUGUCAUCAUCCCCGCUGCCUGCUCAUUAAGUGGGCAGCUCAUUAAGCUAACAAGGGCAGGGGUGAUGGUGGCUGCCUGAGCCAGGCUGCCCGUGGGUGCCUCCUUGGUGUGCCCUGCUCCUGGUUUGCAGGUGCAGGGGGUGUUUGCAGCAGCACUCCUGUCUCCAGAUGCCUGCAUAUGCCUGUGCUAACAGCAGUGUCGCUCCCGGCUUUGCUGCUGGCAAGGGGAAAUUUUACUGCUUCAAGGUUUGUUGCAGGGAUCUGAUGCAAGGAAACGUUGGAGCAUCCUGACUCAGCACCGCAGCAGUGGGGAACCCGUGGGAAAGACACGGAGCAUCUUCUCUCAGCAUCAGGGCAUGCGUAUGCCAGCAGGGGAUGAGUGAGAAGCAGCUCCCUGCACCUUCCCACUGCCCCACCGCGCGGGAGGACACCAAUGUCUCGGCCUCUGUGUACCCCCAGUACUGGGUGGAGCCCCGGUUCACCCAAGCAGCCAAGGUCCGUGUGAUCAUCACAGCCAUCUUCUUCCUGCUGGCAGCAGGCAGCAACACAGCGGUGCUGGGCAGCCUGCUGAGGAAGAGGAGGAAAUCCCACGUGCAGCCGCUGAUCCUCAGCCUGGCGCUGGCCGACCUGCUGGUGACAGUGAUGGUGAUGCCCCUGGAUGCAGCGUGGAAUGUGACAGUGCAGUGGUAUGGAGGCGACAUCUCCUGCAAGAUUCUCAACUUCCUCAAGCUCUUUGCUAUGUAUGCAGCUGCCCUGGUACUGGUGGUCAUCAGCCUGGACCGGCAUGCAGCCAUCCUCCAUCCCUUCUCCCGUGCUCACCGCCGCAAUGGGAUGCUGCUCCGUGCUGCCUGGGGCAGCAGUGUGCUCCUGGCUUUGCCCCAGCUUUUCCUCUUCCACCUGAACACAAUCCCAGGAGGGAAUUUCACCCAGUGUGUUACUCACGGAAGCUUCCGAGCACACUGGGAGGAAACCGUCUACAACAUGUUCACCUUCACCACCCUCUACAUCACCCCCCUGAGUGUCAUGAUUGUUUGCUACAUCCGGAUCCUUUGGGAAAUCAGUAAGCAGCUAAAGGUCAAUAAAGGUUUGACAAGAAAUCAAAAUGACCACAUCUCCAAGGCACGUAUGAAGACUCUCAAGAUGACCAUAGUGAUUGUUGCCACCUUCAUCAUCUGCUGGACCCCUUACUAUCUCCUGGGCUUGUGGUACUGGUUCCAGCCAGCCAUGAUCCAGAAGAUGCCAGAGUAUGUCAACCACAGCUUCUUCCUCUUUGGCUUGCUGCACACCUGCACUGACCCUAUCAUUUAUGGACUGUACACCCCUUCCUUUCGGGAGGACGUGCAGUUGUGUCUCAGGGGCAUUGAAACAGCCAUCACCAGGCACAAGAGACACAAACCCAUCUCAGCCUCAGAGAAGAACAUCAAGGACUGUGCUGCAAAUGGUGGGGUGGCAUCAGGGGGCUCCAACGGGACAACUGUCAGCACAGUCUGAUGAAGAGAUGCACCCAUAAGGGGAUGGCAGGCACAGCUUUGGGACUGUUUUGUCCUGUAGGAUCAUUUUGGAAACUGUCAUGAUGAGGUUCCCUACUCAGCUUUGGUGAGUGAGGGUCUCUGGCCAGAAAUGAGAAUGUGUCUUCUGGCUGUACUCAGGGUGAAAAAUAUUUGGGGGUAUUUAUGGUCACUCUGCUGUAUUCUGGCAGCACUGUGACAACUAGAGAAGGAUCCUUUUUGUACCUGACAUAUGCUCCAGCCCUGAUUCUUGGAUCAAGCUUCUCCACACUUCCAGCAUCAACCCCUGGGAGGAAAUCUACCAUCUCUUCUGUGGUCCAGGGUCAUGUCUCUGGAGUGGCUGGUCUUAAAGUGCCCUUUGCACCUACACCCAACUGUAGAGCUGCAUGGAUGAUGUCACCCUGAGCCUGCAAAGGUGUGAUCACAAGCUUUUACUCUGUUUUCUCCACCCAUUGUAGGAAAAGCUCUCUGGAAAUUUCAGAUCUCGUGACUCAGAACCUGCCUGGUUCUCCCAUGGCUGUGUGACAAGCCCUGGGAAAGAUCUAAAUAUCUGGAGGUUGACUAAUGCAGGGGCAUUCAUGCCCUAGGCAUGGUGGGCAGGAAGGGAGUGUUGUGGGGAUGGAAGAACUCAGGCAAGAGUCGUACAAAGAACAACAGUGGUGUAGGCUGAGGUUUCUUCUCUCUUUUGAAGAGAGCCAGAAGGGAAAACGGUCCCUGCUACUGUUUUCUGGUGUGAAGGGGGUGGUACAGACAGACACAUCAUUGCACAGCAGCUCUGUGGGACACAGGGCAAACCAGGAGGGAGGAUAUUUGGGGUAAUGAGACCUGACACUGGCCAGCCCCCCAUGACCUUUCUGUCCCCAUAUCCCACAGCACAAGCUGGCAGGUUACAGGCCACAUGCUGGACACAUUUACUUUGCCCUAAAAAGCACCAGCCCCUCGGCUCUGCCCCAGCAGAGCAGGUGCAGCCACCCCACAAAUGUUGUCUGAGGGUCCCAACAAUGGAAGUGAUAGCAAGCAGAUGGUAGGUAGAGCAGUCCAUCAGCACUUUUAGUGCCAGAUGGAGGCAAAUGGGGGUAAGGAGGGCUUCUGGAAGGAUCAGCUGAGCUGUGGUGAGUAACAUGGUUUGUUCGCUUUCUACUAUUGUGCCAAAAGUUGCUUGUGGAGGCAGAGGUCUCUUCUCUGGGUGUGGGUUGAAGAGAUGAGUUAUUUGACUGUGUUGUCCUUUCCAGGUAAUUAGAAAUAGUGGAUUAUUUCUUUUUUUUCAUUCUCUGAUGAUUGUUAUUAAAUGUGGGGUUUGCUUUUGAAGAGAAAUUUAGUUUUAAACUAGGUGGGUUGUUGUUUUCUUAGUUUAGUUAAACCUUUGGAUAGCUCAGGAGCUCUGGACUUGGCAGGAGGCAGUUCCUAGGCUAUUUUUGUGGCCACCACAACUUUAAAUGAGCAUCUGGAUUUUAUCAGGAUGAAAGAGCUUUGUUUUAAAAACAACUCUUGUCUUGCUGUGGUUGUGUGUAUAGGAAGCUGGGAGACGUCGUCCCCUCAAGAAAACAAAUCUCCUUUGGGCACUGAGGGGGCUUUUUCUCAAUCCUGUUUCCAUGAGGUGUUGACUCCCCAUCAGCCAGAAAGAGUUUACACUUCUCUCCCAGUGCCCUAGCUAACAAAUGAUUGAAAUUGGAAGGGUGGCAAGCAGUCCUUGCAGCUGGCUGAGGCUGGGCAAUGAGGACACAGGAAACCACAGUGCUCAGGGUGAUGCUGAGCUGCACAUGGAUACUUAGCCCUUGCGUUUCUGGUACUAAUUAUUAUUUAUGCUAAACAUGUAGCCCAAGGAGAAAAAAAAAAUCAAUUAAAAUUGCAGGAGCCCAGACCAACUGGUGGGGAUUAGCGUGAGCCAUUUAGGAAGCAUCCAAACUCCGAUGAGAUGCAUAAUCGCAGUUUGGCUUUCCUGGGCUCGUUCUGCUCCAUGGUAAUUACUCAGUGCUAACGGAGCAGGGGUUGGCUGAUGCCAGGCUGGCAAAAAGGGCAUCUUGGAAGGUGUUGGGAAUGGUUUGCACUAGGGAAGCUCAUUUAUUCAUCAGACACUCCUUUGGUCUCUUUGUUUAUACUGCUGAUGAUGGGAGGCAGACCUUGAAGGUAUGCUGGUUUUCUGGCAAGCCUUGAAUAAGCAGGAAAGUGUCUUUAAUCUACUGAAAACUGUCUUUAUCCACUUUUUGCUGAGUGGGAGAGAACAGAUCCAACAUUGCUCAUGCACAUGUCUUCUCUUGCCCAGCAACAGGAGAGCUCAGAGGUCUUCUCUGAGGACCAAGAAACACUUUUUUCCUUGUGGGAAGGCUUCACCACCUUUACACCCCAUGGGUGAAAAGGCAAAAGUGGGUUUGGAUUUAGGGGGACUCAGUGAUCUUACAGUGAUUUAAGUUGGACAAGAUCUCUAUGAAGAUUAGGAAAAUGGGGAUUCUGGCAAGCAUAUGUACCUUAGUCCUUAGAGGAAUCCCAUUCCUUGGGAUUCUUGCAGGCACUCCAGUGCUGCUCCUUUUGCCCAUCUCUUUCAUACCUUCCCUCCUGUUGCUGAUGUUCAAAGUGACAUCUUGUGGAGUGUGGAGUGUGGGCAAGGUGCCCAAAGUGACAGCUUUCAUGAGAGAAGGAAAAUGUCUGGAAGCAUGUGCUGCCAAGCCAUGUGCCCACUGUAUGCAGGAAGGGGGAGCAAGCAGGUGGGCAGCACCUCCCUGGGGAAGGUGGGAUCAGUCUGGGUCCUGACAGAGGUGGACCAAAGCCCAGGCCUGGUUUGAAUAUUCCUACAUUUCUGAUUCUGCUUCUCUUAUAUUUGUUCGCACUUUAGAGAGCACAAGAUUUUUGCAUCACUUACUGGGAGCUUGAAUCCCAAGUCUCUCUUUCCCCCCGACCUCCAGGGAUGGUCCUGCUUUCUGUGGUGCUUCCCUCUCUUUCCCCACAUUGCCUCAAACCCUUUGUCUCCAACAGCCCCUGCCCUUCUCCUCAGCUGGCUCCUGAGAUCUCUGUAUAUAAAUAAAUAUAAAAUAUAUAUAGAGAGAGAGAGAGUAAAAAUACUUUUUAAAUAUAUAUUAUCUAUUUCUGCUUGUUGGAGGAAAAUUCUCCCACUUCCUCAAAACCAGCUCAUUCCUACCAAGGAAACACCAGUUACCACACUUCUUGCAGUCCCAGCCAGGAUCAGAUUUGUCUGAUUCAGUAACAAUUCCUUAAUAUUCACCACAGUAAUGUAAUGAACAUAUUAAUAAGAGCAGGUAGCUCUGUAUUUUACAACUUCUCGACCUCUCCCUGGGCCGCCCGCUUCAAACACAGCGGCCCUUUGUUCGGGAGGAAAUUCUGAUUCAUUCCCUGUUAGUGUUUUUAUAGCACUGUGCAUGUUCAAAGAGCCACGCAAGUGGCUUAAGAGGCUAACACAAACCUUGGGUUAAUUCAUAAUACUGUUAGUUACUCAGCACAAUACCCGCAUUAAUCCAGCUGACUGCACCUCGCCACGUUGGGAAACACAUGCUGAAAUCAGCAGGGAGCUCAGAAAACAAGCGUGGGAGUAGGAUAUUAAGUAUUUUGCCAGGCUGCUAGGUAGGAUCUGAGCACCUUUAAUGUAUUUAAAAUAUUUUCCCAUUGCUGUUGCCUCGCUUCGCAGCUGUGGAGCUGAAGCAAUGAGGCUGUGCCCAGAAUCCCUGCAGGCCUGAGCAUGAGGGAUGGGGCUACAAGCUCUCCAAGGGAUACUCCAGACACAUCCAUCAGGACUCAGCCCCCACCUGCAACCACCUCCUUUUUUUUGGGUCUAUUCAAACUGAUCAAAGCGGAAAAAGCUGUUUUUUCCCUUUGAUACCUGCUGAUUUCAUUGCAGAGCUGGACUGUGAAUGCCUGCCAUGAGCCCCCACAAUGGUUUUUCUCUGGGGACAUAGCCUGGAGCUAUUAUUACUUCUGCUUACUCUCAGAAACCUUCCUAUGCAAAGAAACCCUAAGAAAAGAGCUUUAAAUCCCUGCUGUGUUCUUUUCAUCUGGCUCAGGAGCUCCCAGGUUUGUGCCUUUCCCUGCAGUGCCAGCAGACAUCCAUCCCACUACUGCUGCUCAACCUCCUCCUUUUUCCAAAGGGCCCCAAAUAGCCCAUCUGCUCCAAAAGUUGGAGUUUCUUUCAGACAAACCAGCCUUUUAACAAACUAGUACCCUUUAGACAGCAUCAAAUACCUUCAGGUUUUCUGGCUAGCACAUAGCUUCCCCUAAACUUGCAUAUUUACAUGGCACAGCAUUUAAUAUAACAUGCUGAGGAAGACCAAAAAUGGGCAAACUUUCCCAUGACCCCCAUGCACGUCUCAAAUCCCAAGUUUCUGCACUGAAAUAUCAAGGAGUAAAUUAUAAAGUGGUUGAGCCUGUCACACAAUAAAUUGUUUAUGUAUAUUUUAAUUGCAAAUCUAUGCUACAAUUAGCACGGACACUUCUUGGGCUGAAGAGGAGCUGCAGUGUGCUUUGACAGUGAGCAUUAUUAAUGGGCUGUAAAAGGCAAUGGGGAAUUGGAUUAUAAUGUUCUUGUUUUCCAAGCUGUAUGGUGAAAAAAUAAAUUUGUUCUGGCAGCAAAAUUAACUGGGAUAAAUGUGUCUAGCUCCAGUCACCAAGAAGAGGGGCUGCUGUAAAUGAACUUGUACUUAGUCUUGAAUUAAAAAACCUGAUUACUAGGACAUUUUUUCUGGCAAUUAGGUACCAGAACAACAUCAGAAAAAGAUAUUUUCUUUGAAAUAUUUAAUGAGUAAGGUAAUCACAGACUCAUUUUCUGGAAAUAUGUGAUGAGUUGGGGGUUUUUGUGGUUAAGGUUCACUUUGCAAUGAAAAUUUGGGUUUAUCAAAUUUACUAAAGGCUGGACUGCGAUUGAACACAUCUGACUUUUCUUUGCCUAUAAUCCCUAGGUCUUCGUGGGGUUAUCCCAUGCCCAGUAACUAAUCAAAGGAUAGUGUUUUACUCCUUUUUCUGUUUCAGGCAGUUGUAGGUUGCUUUGUGACAACAGCAAACACAAAUGACUUGACAGGAGGGAGAGAAGAAAGAGCAUUGCCCUGUGUUUUCUCUAACAAAUCCCCAGUUUGGUAAGAACAAUCCUUAUUCAGUGUUGAUGCUGAAAACCCUGAGCUUGUCUAAUCUGCAUAGUAAAGUAGGAUAAGAAAGAUUAUGGCUGAGAUCACAAACCUUGUAGAUGUUUGUGCUGUUUUUGUCCAGGAUAGAACAAAUUUUCCUCAUAGCAGUGUAGUAACGAUGUUUUGGAUUUGUGCUUAGCUGCCAGCUGGGAUUAAAACACAACAAUGUUCUACAGAGGGGAAAAAAACAUACUAGAAACCAUUUAAGUUCUUCCAUUUGGUGGUUGUUUUAUUUCUUGUUGUUUUUUUCUUUUUUCUUUUCCCCUUACAAUCAUUAUGCUCAAAUAUAAAAAUUCCUGGCCAAAGUUAGUUUUAAAAGUUUAAAAGUAAUUCCAUCUGCAUUGAUACAUGCCAAACAUCACUAGACUCAGUUUCUGAAAACAUACUGGUAAGACUCCCAACAGGUAGCUUUGCCUGACAUCCAGAAAAAUCCUCCUUUCCAACUCGUGCAAACAUACUUCAACGUGACAGAAAAUAAGUUACACCUGAGUGUUUCCAUGCUUGAUUUUCAUUAAUCUUAAAUAACCUUUUUUCCAUGGACCCUUAAUGAUUGACUCAUGCUAAGCUGUACCACUGUGAUCCUUUUCAGCUCUACUAGGCAUCCUCAUGAAUCCCAGGAACACAGAAAUAAGAAUAAACACAGAGAUGCCAUGAGGAUUAAUAUAUUGGUGACAGAACUGGAAAG